AUGUCAAAAAUGAUACACAUAUUGUUACUGGUUAUGUGUUUGGUGACCAUUAUUACUGGUCACAGAGAUCAUGGUAUGCAUAGUGGGUUGAAAGAAGAUUUGGAAUUGGAGAGGCAAUUAAACAUCCUUAACAAGCCUCCUAUAAAGAGUAUUCAUACAAAGUCAGGAUAUAUAAUUGAUUGUGUUGACAUUAACAAACAACCUGCUUUUAAUCAUCCUUUGUUAAAAAAUCACAAAUUACAGAGAAAACCAAUUUUUGAAAGAAACAUUAGUGAAACUAGAGAUCAGAAUUCACGAAUCAAGUCAAAAUUCAUAUUUGAAAAAGUUAGGUGUCCCGAAGAAACUGUUCAUAUUCGGAGGACAACGAAAAAUGAUUUAAUUCAAACAAAAUCUUUAUUCAAUAUUCAUAAUCAAACUCAAAAUGAAUCUCUUAAUCAUUUUGCUCGUGUGUAUCUUUCAAGAAUUGGUGCUCCUUAUUAUGGAGUAAAUGGAACUACUAGUGUUUGGAAUCCAAAUGUUUAUAAAGGUCAAUCAAGCGCAAGUCAUUUAUAUGUUAAAAGAGGAGAAGGAGAUAACAUUGACAAAAUCUCAAUAGGAUGGCAUGUGUUUUCCGAAUUAUAUAAUGACAACCAAACACAUUUAUAUUUGUUUUGGAUGUCAAGUAAAAAUGGAUGCUUUAAUAUGUUAUGCAAAGGUUUUAUUCAAGUUGAUAGAUCAUACACUUUUGGUGCACGUAUAUCUGUAACAUCUAUUUUUGGCGGAACCAUAAUGGAAACGCCACUUCAAAUUGCACAGGAUAAAGGAGGCAAUUGGUGGUUAAAUGUGUUAAAUAAGGAUGUUGGAUACUUUCCUGCAGCUUUAUUCUCCUCAUUCAACGGAGCUGAUCAAGUGGGAUUUGGUGGUUAUACUGUAACUCCUGCGGUUACUGAUAGCCCUGCAAUGGGUUCCGGACAGAAACCUGAUGGUGACUUCACUCAUGCAUCUUAUUUUAGGUUUUUGAAAUUUUUGGAUAAAAUUCAAAACCAUUUUGAUCCUCUACCAUUUAUGGUAGGAAUAGACAAUGAUACUCCUAAUUGUUAUGGUGUUACGAACUAUGAAGAUAGAAAAAGAAGUAAUGGAUAUUCCAUUCAAUUUGGAGGGCCGGGUGGUAAAUGUAGUAAUUAA
This is a messenger RNA of Vicia faba (fava bean), 1164 nucleotides long. The record is from the annotation of a GenBank genome assembly. NCBI's taxonomy places the organism in Eukaryota, Viridiplantae, Streptophyta, Magnoliopsida, Fabales, Fabaceae.